Molecule: messenger RNA, 351 nt
Organism: Nicotiana attenuata
Lineage: Eukaryota; Viridiplantae; Streptophyta; Magnoliopsida; Solanales; Solanaceae
Exons: 2
Coding region: 1-351 (116 amino acids)
Source: RefSeq, a predicted model, not a curated record
AUGGAUGAACUUCCAUGUCCACAUGCUUGGGCGGUUUUGAAGAACCAACAGCUGAAACCUGGCCAGUAUUGCUCUUUUUACUACAAGAAGGAUAACCUCCUUAGAACUUAUGAAUUUCUAGUGAAUCCGCUGCCAGAUGAGAGUUUAUGGAUAAUCCCAACAGAGGUGCUGGAAGAUGUGGUCCUACCACCUAAAGGGAGAAGGAAUGCAGGAAGGCCAAGAAAGGAAAGACUCAAACCUGCUUCAGAAAAAGAGUGCUCCAAUUCCUUUCGCAACAACAAGAAGAAGCCGGUUGUGGAAGCAAUUUGUAAGCCAAGCUUUGCAAAAGUGGAGCGUUUAUACCGUGGUUAG